CCGAUUUUGCCCAAUGUUGGCCCAACGCGUUCUGGGUUCUGGUCGUAGCGGGCAUGUUAUGUAGUUACAUUAACUAUUCAUAUUUACGAUUUGGGCGAGAUAUUUGGCAGGUUUUGAUCUGAAGGGUGGAGGACGUCUGGUUUUGAUCUUGAUUCUGAACGAGUUGGUUUUAAGUUUUGGGUAAUUGUAUUCCGGGGGAGGUUUUCAGUGUGACCUAUACACCCGACAAGAUGUGGCCCUCCCCGGCCCUGGACUCCCAGUCGUCGGUGUCCAGCGACGACGAGCAGAUGAACAGCAGCUCGUGGGAGCCGUCUGGCAGCGAGCCGGAGCCAGAGCCGGAGUCAGAGUCCGAGGCGGUGCCGGUGCCAAAGCCGAAGUCGGUCCAGAUCCGGCCGCUAUUCACAGCCGAGGAGGAGCGCGACAUGGUGACGUGGCUGACGCGGUGCGCCGCCCAAGGCUUGGCUAUCAGCCGGGCGCAGUUCAUCGAGGAGGUGCAGCGUAUCGUGCUGCUGGAGCAGCGCGGCGUGCAGAGCGAGAAGGGCGUGUCCGACUGGUUGGCGGCGUUCGAGUCGCGGUUCUCUGACGAGCUGCGCGCCUGCCGUCACGGGCCUCUGCUGACGGCCGGCGCGGCGCCAGUCCGCUCGCCGACGGCCUGGUACCGCUCGGUGAGCGCCGCGCUCGCCGCCCACCACCCGACCGUGGACUUCGCCGACCCGGAGCGCGUGUUCUGCCUGGGCGAGGUGAACCUGCGCCUGGACGUGGCCAGCCGCGUCACGUCCUCGGCGCUGAUGACGUACCUGGUCAAGUCGCUGGAGCCGUACCUGGCGUCGCGGGCCGUGGCGCGGCCCGUGCUGCUGUACGUGGACGGGCUGCGCCACCGCUGCGGCAUGACGCUCUCCCAGUUCUGCGACGACGAGCAGAUCGUGCUGGUGGGCCUGCCGCCGGCCGGCCAGCCGACCGGCUGCUCCUCGGUCUCGCUCAGCCGCCUCGUGUCCGGCAUCAGGCAGGCCACGCGCCGCGCCUGCAAGGAGACGAUCGCACAGGCGUUCACGUGA
Pollicipes pollicipes is the source of this 1055-nucleotide messenger RNA. RefSeq lists its product as uncharacterized. Bases 231 to 1055 code for a protein of 274 amino acids. The record is from RefSeq and is a predicted model, not a curated record. NCBI's taxonomy places the organism in Eukaryota, Metazoa, Arthropoda, Thecostraca, Pollicipedomorpha, Pollicipedidae. The transcript has 5 exons.